CCGGUGCUCAGGCGGCGGCGGCGGUCCAGCUCCAUGAUCUCCCCCGAGAUGUCGGGCGGCGGAGGCAGCGCCAACAAGACCCACCGGAGGACCUCGCUGCCCUGCAUUCCCCGGGAGCAGCUGGUGGGGCAUUCUGAAUGGGAUCACAAACGAGGACCCAGAGGCUCACAGUCUUCUGGCACCAGCAUCACGGUGGACAUCGCUGUCAUGGGCGAGGCACACGGGCUCAUCACAGACCUCCUGGCUGAUCCUUCGCUGCCCCCCAACGUCUGCACGUCCCUGAGGACAGUGAGCAACCUGCUCAACACUCAGCUGACCUUCCAGGCCAUCCACAAGCCCAGGGUGAAUCCCUUGGUGUCCUUCAGUGAGAACUACACCUGCUCCGACUCGGAGGAAUGUCCGGAGAAGGGAGAGAAACUGGCAAUUCCCAAGCGCUUACGGAGGAGUUUGCCUCCAGGACUGCUGAGACGAGUGUCCUCAACCUGGACCACCACCACAUCAGCCACAGGACUGCCCACCCUGGAGCCAGCUCCAGUGAGGAGGGACCGCAGUGCCAGCAUCAAACCUCACGAAUCUUCUUCAUCCAGCUCUGACUCCUGGAACAGCUCCAUUCUGAUGACAAUCACCAAGAGCAGGUCCUUCUCCACCUCCUACGCCGUGUCCUCCGCCAACCACCUGAAUGCCAAACGGCAGAGCCGCCAAGGUAUCCCUCCAAAUAUUUCACCUCUCACCUCCCCGUGCCAUUCGCCGAUUCAGGGGACGCCUGCCACGAGUCCUACUGGCAAAACAUCUUCUGUGUCAUUUCCAGAGCCCACAGACACUGACACCAAGCAGGGCCUAAAGCCACACAAAGUCUUAACUUCUACUCAGAGUGCACCUAGCCUGUCAGACCCUGUCAUCAGCCCCUCCAUCAUCUGCAGCAGCUGUGGCAGACCCUACAACCAAAUAGAAGCUGGUGAUGGGACACUAAAUAGAAAUGAUGCUACUACACACACCCUGAACAGAACAGAUGACCCUGCCCAAGCCACCUCUGACUACGAGACCAACAACAGUGACAGCAGUGACAUCGUGCAGAACGACGACGACGCGGAUUGCUCCAAGGAGCAGCCACGGAAGGGAUCUGGCUGUAGGUCCUACACACCUGAGACCAUCAUCCUGCAUCCCUUGACACCACCUGAGGACAAGCCUGUACUGGCUCCUGAGCCCCUGGUUAUGGACAACUUGGAUCCCCUGAUGGAGCAGCUCAAUAGUUGGAACUUCCCAAUCUUUGAUUUGGUGGAAAAAAUCGGGAAGAAAUGCGGUCGGAUUCUCAGUCAGGUAUCAUACAGACUUUUUGAUGACAUGGGGCUGUUUGAAACCUUUAAAAUACCAGUGAGGGAAUUUAUGAACUACUUUCAUGCCUUGGAGUGUGGAUACAGAGAGAUCCCUUAUCACAACCGCAUCCAUGCCACGGAUGUGCUGCACGCCGUGUGGUACCUCACCACCCAGCCCAUCCCGGGACUGCCCACCGUCAUCAACGACCACGGCUCAGCCAGUGAUUCAGAUUCUGACAGUGGGAUCACCCAUGGCCACAUGGGGUACGUGUUUUCCAAGACAUACACACCCACAGACGACAGCUACGGAUGCCUGGCUGGCAACAUCCCUGCCCUGGAGCUGAUGGCUCUCUAUGUGGCUGCAGCCAUGCAUGACUAUGAUCACCCAGGGAGGACCAAUGCCUUCUUGGUAGCAACCAGUGCUCCUCAGGCGGUGCUGUACAACGACCGCUCCGUGCUGGAGAACCACCACGCUGCUGCUGCCUGGAACCUCUUCAUGUCCAGGCCAGAGUACAACUUCCUGGUCAACCUGGACCACGUGGAGUUCAAGCAUUUCCGCUUCCUCGUCAUCGAGGCCAUCCUUGCUACGGACCUGAAGAAGCACUUUGAUUUCGUGGCCAAGUUCAACGCCAAGGUGAACGAUGACGUUGGCAUCGACUGGACCAACGAGAACGACCGCCUGCUGGUCUGCCAGAUGUGCAUCAAGCUGGCUGACAUCAACGGGCCUGCCAAGUGCAAGGACCUGCACCUGCAGUGGACAGAGGGCAUCGUCAACGAGUUCUACGAGCAGGGGGAUGAAGAGGCCAGCCUGGGCCUGCCCAUCAGCCCUUUCAUGGACCGCUCUGCCCCCCAGCUGGCACACCUCCAGGAGUCCUUCAUCACUCACAUCGUGGGACCGCUCUGCAACUCCUAUGACUCUGCAGGGCUGAUGCCAGGCAAAUGGAUAGAGGAGAGUGAUGAGUCAGGGGACACCGAUGAGCAGGAGGAGGAGGAAACAGCAGGAAUGGAAACUUGUGAAAACGCCGAAUCCAGUAAGUGGAAAGAAGAAGUUCAAGAGGAGGAAAAUCUACUGUCAGAUCACUCAGCACCUGCUUCAGAACCACAAGAUGUGGCAGAAGGUGAUUGAGGAUGAGGAGAGGUUAGCUGGGUCAGAGAAGCAAGGCACGGAGCAAUCCCCACUGCACCAAUCUUCAGAACAAAUCCAGGCCAUCAGGGAAGAGGAGGAGGAGAAAGGCAAGGCCAAGAAGGAUGAAGAGGAG
This is a messenger RNA of Serinus canaria (Common canary), 2572 nucleotides long. RefSeq names its product phosphodiesterase 3A (gene PDE3A). NCBI's taxonomy places the organism in Eukaryota, Metazoa, Chordata, Aves, Passeriformes, Fringillidae. Gene Ontology annotation, molecular function: 3',5'-cyclic-AMP phosphodiesterase activity. The record is from RefSeq and is a predicted model, not a curated record. Gene Ontology annotation, biological process: oocyte maturation; positive regulation of oocyte development. Bases 34 to 2439 code for a protein of 801 amino acids. Gene Ontology annotation, cellular component: cytosol. The transcript is spliced from 16 exons.